Molecule: messenger RNA, 300 nt
Organism: Microthlaspi erraticum
Lineage: Eukaryota; Viridiplantae; Streptophyta; Magnoliopsida; Brassicales; Brassicaceae
Source: the annotation of a GenBank genome assembly
AUGAUGAGUAAAUGGAGCAGCUUUGUUGCAAAGAAUUGUCGGUCCUCUGGGUUCUUCCCUCAGUCUCGGCGAGGUUUCGCUUCCUCAGCAUCUCCCGGAGAAGGUUCUUGGGUUCCUCCAGUUAUGGUUUUGUCGUUUUUGACUGGAUUUGCUGGCUACAUGGUAGAUGAUUUUGUGAAUUAUAAGAAAAGCCGCGAAAGACUCAGGAAGAUCGAAGAAGAGGCUGAUUACUUCCAUGAGGUUUUUGUGGAGAAACUAGAGGAGUCCAAGAAGCGAAGCAAGGAGAUAUUUGGAUACUAA